This is a messenger RNA of Liolophura sinensis, 3939 nucleotides long. RefSeq lists its product as uncharacterized. The record is from RefSeq and is a predicted model, not a curated record. Lineage: Eukaryota; Metazoa; Mollusca; Polyplacophora; Chitonida; Chitonidae. Bases 152 to 3265 code for a protein of 1037 amino acids. The transcript is spliced from 3 exons.
AAAUUUGGGAGCAAAAAGAUGCAGUAAGUCACAGCGUACAAUACACCCAUUGUAUCCAAUGAAACAUUGAAGUUGUUCAAGCAGACUUUAUUCUGUGGUAAAUAAUGGAAGAUAGAAGCCUCCUGCAUUUAAUGGAGGAGCAGAUGUCAGUAUGGAAGACUGGGUGAAGGACUUUCUCGAGUGGUCUCCGGCGCCUUCUGUUCGCAGCCGUCGUAGUGUGCGGAGAGAGAGCAGGCGCCGCUCCUUGCGCCUCUUAAAGCGCCAGUCCAUCGACACCUUCCCUGAAAGUGAAAGUGAAGGUGUUGAUGUUCAGGAGAAGUUGAAUGUCCUCAACUCUAUUGAAAAUCUUUCACAAAAACGGGAAAGUAAUAGCCCAAGUUUUUCAGAGAGUGCCUAUGGAACUGUUUGGGUUGCGUUUGACAGCUGUAGCAAGACUGCAGAUCGGCCAUCUGGAAAGCGAAGACUGUCGUCGACGAAGUGCGAAGUGAACAGCAGUUGUCAAGAGAAUUCAUUAGGAGUCAUUCCCCAUUCCACUGAACAGUACUUGGACACCCUGGGAGACGUUUCUGUUGAUCCACUUAUCCCAUUAUGUGUUUCUCAAAGUGCUGAGAAGCCAAAAACGUCCAGGAGAAAGUCUUCAUACAAAAAGCGCAGGAGUUUUGCUCUUUCUGUGCCUCCCAUUCAGGAAUUUGAAGCAGAAGAGGAUUUGGAUUUGGUUCCACCUGAAAUCAGCAGCGAUCUGUCGUCUAGAAAGCAAAAUGAACUGUUAGCGAAAUGCAGUAAAAGAUGCAAGGCGAAAACAGCUAGUGGCACAGAAGACUGCUGUGAUGAGGAAAACCCUUGUGACAUUGUUCCCAGUGUGGAUCAGCCUUAUUCCGGCGCUCAGGAUGGAGAUCCUUUAGAAUCUCUUGCACUCUUAUCUUUUCCCCAAAGUUGUGAGAAACCAAAAACGUCCAGGAGGAAGUCAUCGUACAAAAAGCGCAGAAGUUUUGCUCUUUCUGUGCCUCCCAUUCAAGAACUCGAGGCCGAACUUGAUACACCUCAAUUAAAUGGCGACAAUCUAGAAAAGGAUUUAGAUCCGGUUUCACUCGAUAGCUGUAGUGAGACAAGAGAUAAAUCGUCUGGAAAACAAAACAAGCUUUAUUCAGAAUCAAGUGACAAGUGUGAAGCGAAAGCGAUUAGUGACACAGAAGACGCCUGUAAUCAGGAAAACGCUCAUGACGUCCUCUCCAGUGUGGAUCAACCUUACUCCAGCACUCAACAGGAAGAUUUGUUAGAUUUACUUGCACCAUUACCUUCUUUUUCCGCCAAAGUGAAAUCCCUUAGGAGAAAGUCAUUGUACAAAAAGCGCAGGAGUUUUGUUCUUUCUGUGCCUCCAAUUUUGGAACUUGAAACCAAAUUGGAUUCACAUCAAACCAAUUGUGACAAGGAGAAUGUUCCUGAAUUUAUUUCCAACUUGGGUGAGCCUUACUUGAGUGCCGAGCAAAAGGAUCAGUUAGAUUUUGCUGCCCCGUUAUCUGCCUUUGUUCAAAGCUCAGUGAAGACAAGAGCUCUAAGGAGAAAGUCAUCUUACAAAAAAAGCCAGGGUUUCGCUCCUUCUGUACCUUCCAUUGAAGAACUAGAGACGGAGCUUAAUUCAUCUGAAGAAAAGUGUGGCGAGGUAGGAAAGGACUUCAAUACCUGUAGAUCUUCCGUCAGAGGUGACUUUGUUGGAAAAGAGAAGUGUUUUUGUCCUCUUUCUGAAAAUCCAAAGGGUCAUAAAUCAGCUGAAGCUUUCAGUUUGUCCGGAUCUGAGGUUGACUCUAAAGUGACUAAGAUUACUGGUCUUCCGUCUCCCUUUUCAGCCUCUAGCAAUCCUAUUCCAUGUGAUGAGCUGUAUGAACCUUAUCUGGGAAGCUUCUCCAGUUGUGUGCUGACAGAGAAGUGUGCAGAUUCUUCGCCGGAGACGUGCAGGUCAUCCACGCCGGAGUCACAACUCCGUCACAUGCACAGAUUUCUAUCGCCUGACAAGUCGCUGGAUUGUAAGAGCGCAGGUUUCAGUGGAAACCUGCUCUUUAAUGACAUAACGCCGCCAGGUGAGGCUGCCAUGGAUCAGGUGUGGGUCAACGCCUCGGAUCUGGAGCACCUGUUGCAUAACCAAACUUUGGAGAGGAAAAUGACGGUACAAUCGCCAGAAGAGACGACCAGGUUAAUGUUGUCCGCCGAGCAAAUGGAGGUGAGCAGCCCUUGUAGUUCGCAGCUCAACUCAAACCUGUCUCUUGACUGUGUUGAGAUGGGUGUUACCUCUGCCUUAGAUGAUCCGGUUUUCACAAAUGUCACUGGCUCUCAUGAAACAAGCGAAGGGAUAGGCAUUAGCAGCUCUGACACUGGAAAAGACACCAUUAUGGACACCAGUGUCAACCCAGGCAUACAUGUAGACCUGCCCAAAACACUUUCUGUUGCCCAAGUUAACAUGGACCUUCAAACAGGGGAUUCCCCUUUGACAGAGUUGUCUCCCCCUGCUGUUAUCCUGGUUAUGGGGAGUGGAGGUGACACCUUUGGCCUUGACAACCCCGGGGGUUCCUCUGACCCUCCUCAGCUGUACACAUCUGGUUUUAGUGAAUCGCCUGUUGAACUUUCUCCAAUCUCAAACCCCUUACCGAAUCAGAGCUUACCAAUAACCCAGCUGACUGCUGGGCCAAUACUCCAGGGAACGGAAUCUGAAUCACAGCAGUUGAAGGAACCUCGAAAACGAAAGAGACUUCUGGAACAAAUUUCUCAAGAUGGAAUAAUAUUGGAGGAUCCCCAGGAGCCUGGUCAAUCACGAAGGUCAACACGCAUGCGCAGGAAGUCUGUGGAAUUCUUUAGUAAUCCUCAGGCACAGCCGAGGAUUCAGGACUCUUCAUCCUCAGGUGAAAUCCUUGAAGGUGCCAUAUCUCAGAGCACUUCUGAGCAGACUGAGCCAAAAAAGAAAAAAAGGAAAACAAAGAAAACAGAAAGCAUUGAGGACAUUUAUCUGAAUAAGAAUUUUAAGAAUGUGGUUGAUAAGAUGUAUGAGACAAUAUAUGAAGAUCCAGAGCGUGGUAUUGGCCAGAGACGACAGCGAAGGUCAAUCGUGUUUGACACAUUUGUCGUGCAUCCGGCUAAAGUGAAGCGCAGAGCACAAAAAGCCGCAAAAUUUAAUGGUGGUGCAGCUGCUCGCAAAAAGCGGGCUGUUUCUCGUGCCUUUUUUGACAAGAAGAUGGCAAGUUUAGAAGAGGAACUUGGGGAGCUAGAUAGCACAUAAAAUAAGUAAUUGUGAUAUCGGCUUCUAAGAACAAUUUUAUCUUGACCUUUUGGCUUCACCUCUAUGACUUGAUCAAAGCUCCUGACCUAAGUUCCAGCUUUUUAGAUGAUAUAUACCUCUAGAAGUGAAGGAAUGCAAAACAAGAAUGAAAAGAGCAUCAGUAGAUAGACAACUGGAAUGUCUAUGUAAAACCCAUCAGUGUUAAUCUUUCAUACAUAAAAUUUUUCCAAUGAGUUAAAAGUGGUCAGAUGUUUGAAUUCUCAGGUAGGCUUUGUGAAGUGCACCACACUGAUUAUGUCGGUUGCCAGUGAUUCGUUUGUUGAUACACCAAGCUUUUCUAUUUUCGUGUUCACCUUUGGAAGAAAUUCUUUUGAAGGUUACUGCUGGUGUAAUUGCAAGAUACUCCAACAUUAAAUACCAUGUUUGUUGAAAAAAAAAAUGGUAUGUUACAGAAAUCAGACUGAAAUCAGCAAUCUUUCCACUCUUGAUUAAUCCUUUGUUUUACUGUCUGUUACUAUUCUAUUGUUUCACUUAAAGUUUGGUAUGUAAAAAUGAAGCCUAUGAAGGUCUAAAAACACUCAUUUAUAUUAUGUGAACACUUUAAGUUUUUACAACAAGAAGUCAAUAAAAAAUUCAGAAAUAACACUUUUAAAGGAGACCUGUAUGGUACAUAA